UUCUACUCUGACCUUUAACCCUACACAUGUUGAUCAUGAGAAGAAUUUACAAUGCUCCGUGAGAUACAAGGGAGGGAAGCACCAGACCGAAUCCAAGAAGCUCAACGUGAAGUAUGCCCCGGUGAAUGUGAAGGUUGAGUACAAGUCAGAAGUUAAGGAGGGGGAAUCUGUUCGGAUGGAAUGCUCCAGUGAUGCUAACCCCCCAGCCAGCUAUGAGUGGCAUAAUGAAACUGGUGAUCAGCUGUUUCAUGGGAAGGUCUACACGCUGCACAAUGCCUCCAGACAUACAGGAGCUCUCUACUGUACUGCCAUUAAUACAAUAGCACGAAACAAGUCAAGCCCUGUGCAGCUCAAUGUGUUACAUGCCCCUGAGAUUAAGAACAUGUCUUCCUGCUACGCAGAGGCAGACGUGGUAAAGUGCGUGUGCAUUGCAGAGUCAAGACCUGCGAGCACGGUUCACUUUGUGCUCUCUGACAAAGUCAUGCCAAAAGCAAAGGUAGAGAAACACGGCCUUGUUACCAUCGGUACUCUACAGGUAGAGUUUGGAUCCUCUGGGUUUGUCCGCUGUUUUGCAAACAACACGCAGGGCAGCGCAGACCUCACACUCUAUUUCCUGGUUAACAGUAAAAUGCAGAAUAUUUACAUUUCUAUAGCCAUUGGAGCAGGAGGGAUUCUGGUGAUACUUUUGAUAGCAGUGGGGGUGAAAAAAUGGGGGAGGUCUGUAGAUGCAGCAACAACUGCUUUGAGCACCAUGAAGGCGGCUAAAGAUGUGGAGCACCCUCAGUAUGCUACAACAACUACAAAGAGAAUAGAGAAGACCUAUGAUGAUGACGAUUGCCUAGGUGCUGUUUAUGCCAAUGAACCUGUUUAUGGUAACAUGGAGACCGACCUGGAUGACGCAAUAUACGCCAAUAUGUAACAGGAACAAGAACACCGAAUUCCCUGGAAGACCAGCUUCAGUUGCAAUGUGUGUUUUCUAUCUGAUGGGGGGUGAAGAAACUUGUCGAGAUUGUUGAUAUACUCCUUUUUGUAUAGGUUAUCUAAUCAUUAUCAUCAGUCUAAUUUAUAGAUGAGAAAAUAGUUGUUCAUGAUGUUCAGUUGUUAAUGCACUUGUGUUUUCAAUUUUUGCUCCUCUCGAACACAGCUUACAUGUCUUGUACGUUUUGUGACAACCAUCAUUAAAUUGUUAUAGUUUACUUUAAAA
Messenger RNA from Labrus bergylta (ballan wrasse), 1204 nucleotides. Its product is annotated as sialoadhesin-like. The record is from RefSeq and is a predicted model, not a curated record. NCBI's taxonomy places the organism in Eukaryota, Metazoa, Chordata, Actinopteri, Labriformes, Labridae.